Messenger RNA from Durusdinium trenchii, 570 nucleotides. NCBI's taxonomy places the organism in Eukaryota, Dinophyceae, Suessiales, Symbiodiniaceae. The record is from the annotation of a GenBank genome assembly.
AUGAACUGCUACCUGCGAUUGCUGCAGGAGCAGAGCAAGGGGCAACUUUGGUGUCCCAGCAGCUUCUUCUGGCCGAAAUUAGAGGCAGGAGGGCAUGCUGCUGUGCACCGCUGGGCGAGGCGAGCUGCUGUUGAUGUGGCUGGUUGCAAUGCCAUCAUUGUUCCGCUGCAUUUGGAAGGUUGCCAUUGGUCGCUCGGAGUCUUAGAGAUGCUGCAGCGUAAAAUCCUCUAUAUGGACUCGUUGGGCUUGCCAGCCCCGCAGCAACUGCAGCCGAGGCUGAUCGAGUAUGUUGCAAAGGAAGUGCCAUCCCUUUCAGGCUUCGAUUGGCCGCUUUCGAUGAUCAACAAGACUCCGACGCAGCAGAAUACUUCCGACUGUGGCAUUUUCGUCCUUGCGUAUGCAGAGCGUAUAGCUAUGGGCCUGCCAGUCCGAAGUGUGGAUGGCUCACCGAGCGGCAUUAACCACAAGCGCCGAUCCAUCGCGCUGGCGAUCAUCGAAGGAAAGCUGCCGAGCUCAGAAGAGAAAUCGCUCUCAUUGGCUUUGCUGAAGUUGCAGAGUUUUGCAUUGUAA